AUGGGGCAUUCGAGAAGGACCUCCAUGGAUGAUAUGAGCCUCGUAGCUAACUUCCCUACGGGACGGCGAGAUCAUUCCAGAUCUCCACCCAAGCAAGAUUUCCACGACGAUUCUCGAGGAACAGACUCUCGGUACCGGGACAAUGAUGAUUACGAUUACGACUACCGAUCUGGUAGCUACGACGACGUGUACUCAGAAAGAAGUGGCGGAACCCGGGAGACACGCUACAACGCUCGCGACGAACAUGACUACCGAGGCAUGUACGAUGAUGGCUACAUGGACGAUGACGAUCAAGGGAGACGGCAUCCCGAGGACCAUAAGCACCAAAGUAGCAGAAGAACAUAUCGCGACCACGAUGACCCUCGGCCGCGGUCCCCAUCCGGAAGCCAUCAUCACCACCGCUCCAACAGUCCGACACGAGACGCCGGCAAACCCAGCGAUACCGUCAUUCUCGAAGGCCUGCCGUUUAGUAUAUCGUCGAAUGAGCUUCGAGACCGUAUCUUGAGCAACCCCGUUGCCGCCGACUUCCCGUCAAUAGAUCUUCGCAUUUCCGCUUCCAAAGGAAAUCGUAGAGCGUUUGUGCAGUUUCAAGAAGUUGAUCAUGCUAUUGCUUUUAUGAGAGAGCAUUAUCCAAAGCUUCUUGUUGAAAUGGCACACUCCACUGAUGAUGUCCCAGAAGGGAGAUUCGAUGCGUACAUUCACUACGCUCGAAGUCGAGAUUCGCGCGAUGCAACAGAUGUCCGUGGCAUCCCUGGAAGCGAUUGGACUUGCCCAACCUGUGACUUUUCCAACUAUUCUACUCGUACCAAGUGCAAGAUCUGUGGUGGCCCACAAGCUGCUCCAGCAUGGCAGUUGAGUCUUACAGGCAUGGCAGAUGCCUCGGAUGUACCCGCGCAAAUCCUUGUUGUCUAUCCUUUAGCAUCGUUCGUGACAGAGGACAUGCUAGCCAACGAUAUGAAGCGUCUAGAGCUUGUGAAGCCUGAAAAGGACAAGGACACCUCGAACAGCGCACCGAAACUGAAGUCUACAGCACCGACUGGUGAUACCACAGGCUACGGCGCCCGACCCGGGUCCCUGCAUCGAGUCUUUCUCAUGCGCGAUGCCAGCACUGAUGAAUCCUUCAAAUACGGAUUUGCUGAAUUUUGGACUGUGGAAGAUGCCACAGCUGCUGUGACCAAGUUCCAGAAGUCGAGAUCGUUCACUGUCGCCGCUUGCCCAGUGACGGUAGCGAGCACUCAUAUGGGCGUCUUUCUUCCUGAAGAGCGAGAGGUUGUACCUGCUAUCGAACACAUGUCGUUCAAUCCUCUGUUCAACCCGAACCUUCGGGUCCGCUAUAGGGAUUAUCAUGUCUAUCCCAGUCAGCAGAUUAUCACUGAGCAACCUCCCGCAGGCGAGGGGGAAGUGAAGGCGCGCGAAGAAGAGGCAGCCGAUAAAAAAUCAAAGAAACGCAAAGCAGAGGGAAGCAUAGCAGCAUUGCCCGCGAAGAAAUCUGCGCCUGUGAUGGCAGGCCGGAUGGCUAUGUGGCAGCAGAAAAGCAACGAGCUUCGUGAGGAGAAGGAGGCAAGGCCAGCGAGGCCAGGAAAGGCCGAAUUCAGCGAUGUGAAUCGAACACCGCUACGUAUAAACCUUUCAGGAUCUGGUGUAGAUGCCCCCAAACCUCAGAGUGCCAUCAAGAUCUCUAUCUCUGGGACUGCGACUGCGAAGCUCGACACCCCUGAGAUCACAGCUCCCGACAAGCAGGCUUCACCCGAUGAAGUCGGUACGCCUGGUAGCUCCAUGCAGCAAGCAUCAGCGUCAGAGGAACCUCCAGUUUCCUACGUUGACCGCGAUCGACUGAUGUGCUUGAUCUGCAUGCGAAAGUACAAAUCAGUAGACGAAGUCAACAUCCAUGAAAGAUCUCGGAACCAUAAGAAUGCGACGGAAAACGAGGAGCAAGUCAAGGCUGCAUUGCCCAGACUAGCGACGCGCGACAAGAGACUGCAGAAGCAAGCCCAGGACAACCCCGACAUUGCCAAUGCUACUUCCCAGUACCGUGACCGUGCCAAGGAGAGACGAGCCGUCUACAACCAACCCACCAAGCCCACGACCGCAUCGCAAGGGAAACCCAAAUCCGCUCCUAAGACAGAAGAGGCCAGACCGACCCCGAAGCCUGCCCAGUCCAAGGGAGCAGGUAUGCUGGCCAAAAUGGGUUGGUCUACAGGUGCAGGUCUAGGAGCCAAUGGGGAGGGUCGAACUGAAGUCAUCGAGACAAAUGCCUAUCAGGAAGGUGUUGGGCUGGGUGCUGAGGGCGGUAAUCUGGGCGAUGCAGCGCAGUUGGCUGAGCGCAAGACGAAGAACACCUACGCCGAUUACGUGAACACUGUGCAGGACAAGGCACGGGAGCGAUACAACAAGAUGGGCUGA
Messenger RNA from Fusarium coffeatum, 2403 nucleotides. RefSeq lists its product as uncharacterized. Gene Ontology annotation, molecular function: RNA binding. Gene Ontology annotation, biological process: mRNA splicing, via spliceosome. Lineage: Eukaryota; Fungi; Ascomycota; Sordariomycetes; Hypocreales; Nectriaceae. The record is from RefSeq and is a predicted model, not a curated record. The coding region runs from base 1 to 2403 and encodes 800 amino acids. The transcript is spliced from 5 exons. Gene Ontology annotation, cellular component: nucleus.